Messenger RNA from Hordeum vulgare subsp. vulgare (domesticated barley), 1332 nucleotides. Its product is annotated as protein THYLAKOID FORMATION1, chloroplastic. The transcript is spliced from 5 exons. Bases 189 to 1049 code for a protein of 286 amino acids. The record is from RefSeq and is a predicted model, not a curated record. Gene Ontology annotation, cellular component: chloroplast thylakoid. Gene Ontology annotation, biological process: protein import into chloroplast thylakoid membrane; thylakoid membrane organization; photosystem II assembly. Lineage: Eukaryota; Viridiplantae; Streptophyta; Magnoliopsida; Poales; Poaceae.
AACGUCUGGUGGCCAGGAAGCCUUUGUUCGCCUACUGGAUAAGAAAGAUCGCAUCCCUCCCUUCCCAGACGAGCAAUAGCCUUUCCUCGCACCUGCCCCUGUCAAUUACCCUUUUGCCCUCACCGGCGGUGUCGACCAUCCGCCGCCGUAUCCAGUGCGAGAGCCGGUAGCAGCCCGAGGACUCUCCCAUGGCGGCCAUAUCGUCGCUUCCGUUCGCUGCACUGCGCCGAGCGGCCGACUGGAGGCCGUCGACGGCGACUGCCGCGGUGAGCGUCUCCGGUGGCGUCAUGCUCAACGCGAGGGCUCGGCGGGGCUCACGUUCGGUGGUGCGCUGCGUCAUCACUGCCGGUGAUAUUCCACCUACUGUGGCAGAUACAAAGAUGAACUUCCUGAAGUCGUACAAACGUCCUAUUCCAAGCAUUUACAGUACAGUUCUACAAGAACUUUUGGUGCAGCAACAUCUGAUGAGAUACAAAAGUACGUAUCAGUAUGAUCCUGUGUUUGCUCUUGGAUUUGUCACCGUCUAUGACCAGCUUAUGGAAGGGUACCCCAGCAACGAGGACAGGGAUGCCAUCUUCAAGUCAUAUGUAACGGCGUUAAAUGAAGAUCCUGAGCAAUACAGGGCUGAUGCACAAAGGAUGGAAGAGUGGGCACGCUCACAAAAUGGUAAUCUGUUAGUUGAAUUUUCUUCCAGAGAUGGGGAAAUAGAGUCCAUUCUGAAAGAUAUAUCAGAAAGGGCCCAGGGUAAGGGAAACUUCAGCUACAGCCGGUUCUUUGCUGUUGGCUUGUUCCGUUUGCUUGAGCUCUCAAAUGCGACGGAGCCAACCGUACUGGACAAGCUUUGCGCUGCUCUAAACAUCAAUAAAAAAAGCGUGGAUAGAGACCUUGACGUUUACCGCAACUUACUGUCGAAAUUGGUUCAAGCCAAGGAACUUCUUAAGGAAUACGUCGAGAGGGAAAAGAAGAAGAGAGCAGAGAGAUUGGAGACGCCCAAGCCGAACGAGGCUGUUGCAAAAUUCGAUGGAAGCACUUAUCCCUUGAAGCAUUAACUCAACCUUUCCCCAGAGGAGAGCUUGUCCGGAUAACAGAUAUUAACAGUUAUACAUCUGGAUAGCGUUGAGAACUAUCGGGGGCAUCUUUGGCUGCUCUUUGCGUGGUGUAGUACUCGGCGGUACAAAAAGAUCCAGAUUAUUCGCAGUAGUUGGUAUUUUGUAAUUUCUCCUUCUCUGUGUUCGAAUGUACCGUUUUCUUCACUUCGUUGACAAUAUAUGAAGAGUUAUCUGGUGGUGAAUGUUACUCACAAGAUGAGAAAUCAUAUAUUUUGGUGAAAAA